AACAAACAGAGUGAAAGAAGGGAGAGCUCGGGAGGAGAGGACGGGAGAGGAAUUUACUUAUUUACAUCACCGACAAAGCCUCGGGAGGAAGACAAACUCCUUUUCGAAGAGUUCCCGUUUCUUUAACCGACGUUCAUCGACCGAUUAGAUUUUAAAAGAUUUCAAGCAAUGGCCCAAGAGACAAACCAGAGUCCCGUUCCUAUACUGUGUACCACAGGCUGUGGUUUCUAUGGCAACCCCAGGACCAAUGGCAUGUGUUCGGUGUGCUAUAAGGAGCACCUGAACAGACAGCAAAGCAGUGAUCGUAGUCCCAUGAGCCCCCUGGCUGGCAGCCCCUCAGCAGAGGCCUCCGCCAUACAGAGACUAGAAGCCAGCAUAAACAAAGCAGAGCCUUCACCUGCACCCAGCACAGAUACCAUGAGAGAAAGUAUUCCUUCCACCUCCUUACCAGUCACACAACAGAUGACAGAAAUGAGCAUUUCUAGAGAGGAAAAGGCCCUGUCUCCUAAAGCUGAGGCUGCUGAACCAGUCAUAACACAACCCACCUCCUCCUACUCCCCCGUCCCUGUGGCUCAGGGCAGCGACGAGGGCAAGAGCCCAGAUUCCUCCAAACCUAAAAAAAAUAGAUGCUUUACCUGCCGUAAAAGGGUUGGCCUAACAGGAUUUGACUGUCGAUGCGGUAACCUGUUCUGUGGAAUUCACCGGUACUCGGACAAGCACAACUGCACAUACGACUACAAGGCGGAAGCCGCCGCCAAGAUCCGUAAGGAGAAUCCCGUGGUGGUGGCCGAUAAGAUCCAGAGAAUAUAAGCUUUACCCUCUUUCUCCGAGAACACUGGUGGAUAAAAUGGACGACUUGGAAAAACGGACUUGUGUUUUUCUAUCACCUUAAGAAGAAAACGAGAGAACUGUACCGUCUGAGGCUCAUGCAUGAACGAUCUUGACAGAUUUCGGUUUUCUAAUAGGUAUUAAUUUCUCUCUCCGUUUUUAUUUCCGCUCCUCUUUGUGGUGUUUUAUGCUAGGUAUUCUUGCAUAUUAUUUUUGUUUACUAAAGCAUAGGACACCUUUCAGGAAAACCGAGCUUUUAUUAUUGUUUUUUUUGAUUUGCCUGUUCCCGCCGUGGAGCAAUGGGAGUGGCAGAUGCUCUGUGCCAAAACGUGGCCGUGUAGUUUCUGAGUAAGUAGUGUUCAGCCUUUUGACGCCGGGUUUUUAAGAGGCGUGUCAGAGCUCUACCUGAUGAUGUGUGCAGCAUGUAUUGGUCUGUUAAACUGCAGUUUAUCAUUACAGUCUGUUCUAGCGAAUCAAUUGGAAUGCGAGGCCGCCCAGUCGAUACUACCAUUUAUUUAGCAUUAUUUUAGAAUGUGAACUUGCUACUGUGACAUCAUGUUUUUGAAUGAAAGGUUAAGACUCAUCAGAUUUUUUUUUUCCCUUCGUCUGUUUUAGACAACUUCUUUUUUUUUUUUCACAUUCUACAACCAAUAACCUUUAUUCUGAGUUUCAGUGUGUCCGAUGUCUGGGAGUUUAAUUUUUAAUUACGUGUGACUGUUUGAUAGGACUGUAAGGUGGUACAGUCUGUUUCCGUGCGAGCGUAUUUGUGCGCACGGUGGAAAUUUGCGCACAAGCCCUUCUUCCUGUUGUUGAAGCCAGAUGAGCUAAACCUCCAUAGACAUAACACCGCAAUAGUAUAAGCAUAAAGUCAGACCUGAGUCUGUGAAACAUUUGUUUGUUAUAAAAUGCACCUACAAUGCACCUGUCAUUUUUGUGUGUCUGCAUAUGGUAAUGUAAGUGAGUCCGAGUGCAUGUAUUGUUUGUGUGUGUGUGUGUGUGUGUGUGUGUAUAUAAACGUCUUUUCUUCUGUAGGAAGUGAGGUUUCCUUAAAAAAAAAAAGAAAAAGAAAAAAAGUAUUUGUUGAGAGUAUGUAUCUGUUUGAUUUCAGCCUUUAGUUAUAUGCAAAUUUGUAUGGGGAAAAACACCUUACUAUGUUCAUAUUUAUGUAUUGCAUUUAAUCCUUUUACCUGGCAUUAAAGAAAAAAGUAUUGUAAAUAAAAAAUAUACAGAGAGAAAAUA
Messenger RNA from Puntigrus tetrazona (Sumatra barb), 2067 nucleotides. RefSeq names its product zinc finger, AN1-type domain 5a (gene zfand5a). The record is from RefSeq and is a predicted model, not a curated record. The coding region runs from base 169 to 810 and encodes 213 amino acids. NCBI's taxonomy places the organism in Eukaryota, Metazoa, Chordata, Actinopteri, Cypriniformes, Cyprinidae. The transcript has 6 exons. Gene Ontology annotation, molecular function: DNA binding; zinc ion binding.